Messenger RNA from Chiloscyllium plagiosum (whitespotted bambooshark), 1901 nucleotides. The record is from RefSeq and is a predicted model, not a curated record. Lineage: Eukaryota; Metazoa; Chordata; Chondrichthyes; Orectolobiformes; Hemiscylliidae.
GGUUGUCAGUCGGUCGGCCUCCCAUGUUUGUCGGGAAGGGGAGAGGAUCCGGUUCGGUUUAAAGCGAGUUUAGGUUUGACUCCCAAGUGUUGAGCGAACAUGGCAGUGUGCGGGGUUCACCUGGACUCGGAUGCGUUCCUCGUGUGUUUAAAUCACGCCUUGUCCACCGAGAAGGAGGAAGUGAUGGGACUGUGUAUCGGAGAGGUUGACACAAGCAGGAUUGUUCACAUUCAUUCUGUCAUCAUUCUUCGCCGUUCAGAUAAGCGGAAGGAUCGAGUGGAAAUUUCUCCAGAGCAACUUUCUGCAGCAUCUACUGAAGCUGAGAGGUUAGCUGAAAUGACGGGUCGCCCAAUGAGAGUGGUAGGAUGGUAUCAUUCUCACCCUCAUAUCACUGUAUGGCCUUCACAUGUAGAUGUCCGUACUCAGGCCAUGUAUCAGAUGAUGGACCAAGGCUUUGUAGGGUUGAUCUUCUCCUGUUUCAUUGAGGACAAAAACACAAAGACUGGCCGAGUUCUCUAUACCUGUUUCCAGUCAAUUCAGGCACAGAAAGGUUCUGAGUAUGAACGAAUAGAAAUCCCUAUCCAUGUAGUGCCCCAUGAAACUAUUGGUAAAGUGUGUCUGGAGUCUGCUGUGGAACUUCCAAAAAUCCUUUGUCAAGAGGAGCAGGAUGCAUAUAGAAGAAUUCACAGCCUUACACAUCUGGACCCUAUAACCAAGAUUCACAAUGGAUCAGUUUUCACAAAGAAUCUGUGUAGCCAGAUGUCAUCCAUUAGUGGUCCUCUGCUACAGUGGCUGGAGGAUCGUCUUGAUCAGAACAAACAGCACAUCCUGGAACUUCAGCGGGAGAAGGAACAACUCCUCCAAGAACUAGCGGCCUUAAAGUGAAAGGAAUCAUGGGACCUGUGGGAAGAGGGACAGGAAAUUGCAUUCCAGUUGUUCUUCUGUUACUGAUGGACAAGGAAGCUAUUGGAUUGCAACAAAGAUCUGUAACAAGCUUUUGGGUCAUGUUUAAGACCCCCUUUUGUUGCUAUUCAUCUUACUUGCUUAUCUAUCCAGUCUUAUGCCCAGACAAAUGGAAAUGGACACAUUAUAGCUUUGAUCAGCUUUUGUGUCAAAGGGGAAUUAUUCUAGUCCUUUUUGGAUCCAAACUUCCAUAUUUCAGGUGUCCUGAAAUUUGUGGCUCCAUUUACAUGAAGUUGUUGGAUAGAUACAUUUUCUGUUGAUGUUUUAACUGAUCAUUAUUUCAGUUACACAGUGUGAUAAUAGAAGUUACUUCAACUGAUAUUUCUUGAAACCAGGGAAGUUGUUGAUUAUUUGACAAAUUUGUCAACAAUUUUAUUUGUGGCCUGCAUUUUGGGUAGCCUUUAGCCAGUAGAUAUUCUGAUUACUUUAUAUUCACCAGCUGUUGGAAAAUUUAAGUGAAUACUGGAAAAUACUUUUCAAUGCCACAAAAUCUCAGCUAAAUCUAAAGAGGUUAGACUGUUGAUUUCUUACUAUGUUCCCUGUGAAAGUAAAAUAGUGAGUAGAAAAGUUCUGUUAACAAUUUUCUUCUUUACUUCAGUAUAUUUAUGAUGGUUUGACAUUAUUGUAUCACCAAUCUGCAUUUCAUUGACUAAUUCAAAAGUUUGGACUAUUCCAAUGACAUCUUUGAUUGUAUGUAUCAUUAAAUUAGGCAAACAACAUAACUGAAUCCUCAGUAAGAGAAGGAUCAGUUUUAUUCCAGCAUCUCUAAACAAAGAGGAAUGAUAGGAGCUGUGGAAAGAGGAUCAACAAAUUUUAUGCAAGCCAUUGUUGUUACAGAUGAGAAGGGAAGCCAUUAACCUGCAAAGAUACCUAGAUUGGCUGAAUAAAUGUGACAGAUCACUUUACAAUCUGCUUUGUUAUCGCUUCCAGUACUUAAA